This is a messenger RNA of Phodopus roborovskii (desert hamster), 834 nucleotides long. Its product is annotated as KH domain-containing, RNA-binding, signal transduction-associated protein 2-like. The record is from RefSeq and is a predicted model, not a curated record. The transcript has 7 exons. Gene Ontology annotation, cellular component: nucleus. Gene Ontology annotation, biological process: regulation of alternative mRNA splicing, via spliceosome. The annotation marks the transcript as partial. Gene Ontology annotation, molecular function: mRNA binding; poly(A) binding. NCBI's taxonomy places the organism in Eukaryota, Metazoa, Chordata, Mammalia, Rodentia, Cricetidae.
AUGUGCCGCGUAAAUUUGAAUGCUCUGCUUUUGAAACCAGAAAUUGAGAAAUUUCAAGGUUCAGAUGGAAAAAAGGAAGACGAAGAAAAGAAGUAUCUCGAUGUCAUCAGCAACAAAAACAUAAAGCUGUCUGAGAGAGUAUUGAUUCCCGUCAAACAAUACCCAAAGUUCAAUUUUGUUGGGAAAUUGCUUGGACCAAGAGGAAACUCCUUGAAGAGGCUCCAGGAAGAAACAGGCGCUAAGAUGUCUAUCCUGGGCAAAGGAUCAAUGCGUGAUAAAGCAAAGGAAGAAGAGCUGAGGAAGAGUGGGGAGGCCAAGUACGCACACCUGAGCGACGAGCUGCAUGUAUUAAUUGAAGUUUUUGCUCCACCUGGGGAGGCCUAUUCACGGAUGAGUCAUGCCUUGGAAGAGAUUAAAAAAUUCCUGGUUCCUGACUACAAUGAUGAAAUUCGCCAGGAACAACUCAGGGAGUUGUCUUACUUAAAUGGCUCAGAAGAAUCUGGCCGUGGCCGAGGUCUUAGAGGCAGAGGAAUCAGAAUAACUCCCAUAGCUCCUUCAAGGGGCCGUGGGGGCGCGAUUCCUCCACCACCACCACCUGGACGAGGUGUCCUCACCCCUAGGGGGACCACUGUGACCCGUGGAGCUCUUCCAGUGCCACCAAUAGCAAGAGGUGUCCCUACACCUCGUGCCCGGGGGACAGCGGCAGUACCAGGAUACAGAGCACCCCCACCUCCAGCCCCUGAGGCUUAUGAAGAAUACUGGGUGCAUACAAAAUUUCAGAUGCGUCUGCUGGACCGCCGGCGGCGAUCUCUAGGGUCUCUAACUGGACUACAG